CUUCUGCAAGUCAUUAAUCCAAGAGUAUCAGUUGGCAAUCAGGUCACUCUGAAAGUGACGUGUUCUGGCUGGGAACUUUACGUUAGCAAGUGCUGCAAAUAAAUCUCACACAUUUCAGCAAUGCUGAUAAUUUACACUGAAACAACUUACUAAGGGACUCAAUUUGUAUUUAAUCCCUAAAUUCUGAAUAAAUGAAGAGUUGUUUCACAGUGAGUGCUUUCACAGCCGGACUAUUUCAGUACUGAUCACUCAGUCUCUCUGUUUUCACACUUAAUUUUUACACCCUAUAAAACAGUAUGUCUUUAUUUGAAUUGUUUAUUUUUUCAUUUACACAAAAUGCAUUCAUUUUAUCAUACCAGUCUUUGUUUCUGUACGCAGCUCUACUUUUCAUUGGUGGUUUAGUGAUAUUUCUUCACAAACCUGUUUCAGCUCAUGCUAGAAAACUCCUCCUCUGUCAUGGAGAGGAGGAGAAUGUGCAACAAAAACAACUACCUGCUGAAAUCGUCUCUCACAGACAAAUUACUGCAACUCUUUGGAGCGCUCUCCAUUUCUCCUUGAAGAGAUCGACACAGCUUCAUCAUGUCGGCCUGUUGUAGACAUGUUCUGGGUUUGCUCUUAUCCAUCAUUGGCUUUUUAGGGACGAUCUUCAUCUGCGCACUCCAGAUGUGGAAAAUCUCAGGCUUCAUUGGUUCAAGCAUCACCAUUUCUGAGAUCCACUGGGAGGGUCUGUGGCUGAAGUGUGUGAUGAGGAGUACAGGCGAGAUGCAGUGCAAAUCCUACAAUUCUAUACAGGACUUACCUCAAGACCUGCAGGAUGCCAGAGUGCUCAUCGUUUUUGCUAUCAUCAUCCAGUUCUUUGGGAUUGUGCUUGGUGUGGUUGGGGCCAAGUGCACCAACUUUAUACCAGACUCAAGGCGAAAGACCAAAGCGGCCAUAGCUUCUGGAGUGUUGUUACUCACUGCAGCUAGCUUGGUGGCCCUGCCUGUCCAAUGGACCACACACGCCAUUGUUAAUGAUAUGUUCAACCCUGACCUGGCCAACAAUCAAAGAACAGUACUGGGAGCUUCGCUCUUCAUCGGCUGGGUGUCCGCAGGACUGCUAUACCUGGGAGGAGCCCUUCUCUGCUGCUCCUUUUUCUGCAGGAAUGAGACAGAAUGUGACGUUAAAUCUGCACAUACUAACACUAAACAACAACGUUCAUCUAGACAGCGUUCUCCUAGAAACAAGGAAAAGGUUUCAUGAUGAUUUCACUCUCUGUUUGAGUCCACUGUUAACAUCAGGUAAUAAACUCUGAAAUAUGAGUAAAAUAUGUAGGAAUCUUUGCAUUUUGUCUGUCUACAAAACAUAUGGUAGGAACGUGUGCAGUAUUCUGAAUGCU
Messenger RNA from Oreochromis niloticus (Nile tilapia), 1378 nucleotides. RefSeq names its product claudin-4-like. The transcript has a single exon. NCBI's taxonomy places the organism in Eukaryota, Metazoa, Chordata, Actinopteri, Cichliformes, Cichlidae. The record is from RefSeq and is a predicted model, not a curated record. Bases 580 to 1242 code for a protein of 220 amino acids. Gene Ontology annotation, molecular function: structural molecule activity. Gene Ontology annotation, cellular component: bicellular tight junction; membrane.